ACAGACAGACGAACUUUGAUUGACAUUUCAAUUAAAUUAUAGCCAAAGUCAUUGGGAUUCAGAUUCGGUUGUCACUAGCAUGUUUCGAGUGCAGAAACUUUUGGUCUUCGAAUUCGAAGCGAUCUACGAGCCAGUGUUGGUGGAGGGGCCCAUUGUCUUGGUGGAUGCGCAGGGAAAUGGUUUGCGCCAGUAUCACAUGGCCCUAACUAGUCAAAACGUGGUCUUUAGCUGUGACAAUUUCUUUAAGAACUCAACCAGAAGGGGGGACUCUGAUGAGCCAUCCUGGGAGGGACGUGGCCAAGACCCGGAGAUCGAGUGCUUGGAACUAGUGAGUUUGGUGCCAUUGGAAUGCUUACGAUUCAAUUUCUACCGCAGAGGCGAUCGGUGUCUUAUGAUGCUUAGUGCGCAUCAGGCUCAUCAGCACUUGAACGUGAAGGCACCUAUGAUCUUUGAGUUCGGUGGCCACAAUUUCAAGCACCACUUCUGGUACACAUGGCGUGAGCGAGUGGCCUCCAUUCGGGUAGUACAGCCACGCUAUAAUGAGAUCACCGGCUCCUCGCCCUUCUCCAGCAGCGACGUUCAGCUAGAAGAUGAAUUAACCGUGGAAGUCCAGGUGCAUCCGAGGCCAACUCGUUCGCCCUCCGGCUUGUUUACGAGGUGCUACAAUUCUUCGGGGGAGGGCUUCUAGAUGUCUGAAUGUGUGUGGCCAUCCCCACUUCGUUAAGCAGCUUUCAGUUGGCCCGAAAAGUUUCCUUUUUACCGCAGAUUGAUUGAUGCAAAGUUAUUUCUUCUGAAAACUUGUUGCCAAACUUUAUUCUCGUGCAGCUUGAAAGUCUUGUAUAUCUUCUUAUUUAUUUAUAUUAAAAAGUAAACUCUCAUAAC
This is a messenger RNA of Drosophila willistoni, 882 nucleotides long. RefSeq lists its product as uncharacterized. NCBI's taxonomy places the organism in Eukaryota, Metazoa, Arthropoda, Insecta, Diptera, Drosophilidae. The coding region runs from base 80 to 688 and encodes 202 amino acids. The record is from RefSeq and is a predicted model, not a curated record. The transcript is spliced from 2 exons.